UAAUAGCAGAACUUUGCUCCUCAGUUCUUGCUGAUGGAGUUCAGAAUGUCAAGGUCAGACGGAACCAUGCUUUCCAAGAUUUGCUACGUUGGAUGAACCGAGCUGAUUAUGGUUGGGACAAACAUCUUAAUGUUUCUUUUGUUGGAGAACAAGGGCUUGAUUCUGGAGGACCUAGGCGCAAUCUAAUGGAACUGACUGUUCGUGGACUGAUCAACUGGGGAGGACUUUGGUGUGGGAAAGAAGGACACCUCAUUCCAGCUCCUGACUUUUUAACAUUGCAGAACAGAUCCCAUUGUAUGGCAGGGAGGAUUGUUGGCACUGUUCUCGUUCAGAGUUCUCUACAGCUCAAUAUUUUUGCAGAAUCUCUGAUCAACACCAUUGCAGGAAUCAACCAGUGGUUUGUAGAGGAUGUUGCUGAUGAAACUGUCCAAAGCAAGCUGAAAGAGAUAUUAGACUAUCGGGGAAGGAGGGACUGGACUGGCGAUCCAGUUGUUGAGAAAAUAGCAGAAAACAUCAGCUUUCUAGGGGAGGUCAGUGAUGCCCAAAAAAAAGACUUCACCCAAGCGGCUGCAAGAUAUUACACUUCCAUAGUGAAUCGUGCUCAAAUUGAAGAAUUCAAAGAAGGGCUCGAAACAUUUGGAAUUGCAACAUUGAUAAGAAAACAUCCAGAUGUGAUGAAGUUGCUUUUGUGUGGCCAGAAAAGAGCAACAAUACAGCCUGAUGAAGUAUAUGACAUGUUUGAGGCAGAGCUGUCAGAAGUGGGGUCAAAUCAAAGGGAUUUGGAGGAAGAGGCAAUGAUGCAUUUCAUGCUGUUUUUAAGCAGCUUGACAAACCUAAAUGCAGCAUGUUCCUUGGAGGAUCUACUGAGGUUCCUAACUGGAGCAAAACAGUUUCCCAUUGGUGGAUAUGAGAUUCAGCCAACUAUAGAAUUCAUUAGAGGUUCACAAUUCCCAACUGUAAGCACCUGUGGUCUUGUUUUGAGGCUGCCAAUCAGCUUGACAGAAGAACAAUUCAAAACUAAUUUUGAAUUUGCUGUCCGAAGCUGCCAUGACUUUUCCUUUGUUUAAUGUUACCAGUGUGACUGUUGACAUUGAUGUCCAGGAACCAUGUACAUUGUCAUUCCCCAUGACUUUUAGUUUACUCAUUGAAGCAAUGUAUUUGAUAAAGAAACAAUGUGCAUACUUUAGAUCCAGGAUAAAUCCACUUCAAUUCUGAAUGUUGUGAAAACCAGGCAGCUCAUAAUGGCAAUUUGAUAAUUAGCAGGAUAAAUAUAACAAUUAAAGUACUGGUUGUUUCAAAUGAGUGGAUUGGAAAGGUAUGUUUAGUAGCCUGACAUCAGAUCAUUAAUCCAAUCUGGUUGUUUUUUUCUUUUGUCAAAAUAGUUUAUAAUAAAUUCAUCCAGAAAGGCGCAUCUGAAGAAGUUUAAAACAAUCAGAAUUGGCCAAUGCUGUUUCAGCGAUAAUAAAAUUGAGGUCUCUAAUCAAAAGAUGUGUAAAGUGUGGCUGCAUGUGUUUUCAGGGCGGGUAUGGGUACAAGGUUUUUUUUCUUUAACCUUGUUCACAAUUGUUAUGUCAUUUGUUCAACUGUAGUGUUGUGGAUGUUAACCUUACCAAUGUAAAAAGUUGUCAGUGUUAAUGGGGGUGGGGCAAUUGUACCUUUGCUCUAAAAUGAUGCUGUUGGGUAAGAACUUAAGAUUUGACCUGUGCUGACUACUGUUACUACUUGCUUUUGUAAUAUUACUGUAGGUAGGGUCGACCAACAAU
Acipenser ruthenus (sterlet) is the source of this 1763-nucleotide messenger RNA. RefSeq lists its product as uncharacterized. The coding region runs from base 93 to 1067 and encodes 324 amino acids. The transcript is spliced from 4 exons. The record is from RefSeq and is a predicted model, not a curated record. Lineage: Eukaryota; Metazoa; Chordata; Actinopteri; Acipenseriformes; Acipenseridae. Gene Ontology annotation, molecular function: ubiquitin-protein transferase activity.